ACCUCUUGUUGACGCUCUCGCGGCGGAGUCUCGCUCAGGCGCUGCCUCUCGGUUCGGGCCUAAAUUAUUUGGAAGAUGGGGGACGACAGGCCAUUUGUGUGCAAUGCGCCAGGAUGUGGGCAACGAUUCACAAACGAGGAUCACUUGGCUGUGCACAAACAUAAGCACGAAAUGACCCUGAAGUUCGGCCCAGCCAGGGAUGGAGUCAUCGUAGCUGAUCAGACGCCGACUCCCACUCGAUUCCUGAAGAACUGCGAGGAGGUGGGACUCUUCAACGAGCUGGCGAAUCCCUUCGAGCAGGAGUUCAAGAAAGCGGAUGAAGACGACAGUAAAAAGGGCAUCCCUCCAAAACACACGGGGAACACAACGCCUACCAUUGUGCGUCCUGGAACCCUUCUCUUGGCGUAUGACAACAGUCCUUCUCUGCAGCCCACCUUGCCUUCUCCGACCUCCGUUAUCACACCGACGCCCCCAUCCAACAGGACAUUAGCGUCACCCACUGGCCCAGUGCCUGUGUUGUUGCAUCUUCCCAAUGGACAGACGAUGCCUGUCAACAUCCCCAGCAACCUCAGCAGCCCCACUGUUCAGAUGCCCACCGUUAUAUCUAUCGCUCGGCCUGCCUCCAUGGUGCCAAAUAUUCCUGGAAUUCCAGGACCUCCAGUAAACAGCAGUGGGCCUCCAUCACCCUCUCCCCAACUGGUUCAGUCAGAAGCCAAACUGAGGUUGAAAGCUGUGCUAUCACAUCAGGGCCAGUCUGUGCUGAACGGUGGUAUGAUUGUUGGGCCGCUCAGUAUGGUGACCUCCCAGCACGAACCAAGCCAGGUUUGCACACUGUCCCCGGCAGCACCAUCCCCUUCUCAGCCACAGGUGUCUUGUUCUUCUCUGCUCCUCGGGCACAAGGACGUGGACUCGGAGAGCUGUACAUGGAAAACAGACGAAGAAGGAGACAUGGACUCUCCCUCGCAGCCCACCCCGAGCCUGGCCGGACGACGCAGGCGUUUGACGGAGGAGGAUCCCGACGAGCGGCGCAGGAGGUUUCUGGAGCGAAACCGAGCUGCAGCCUCCCGCUGCCGUCAGAAGAGGAAAGUCUGGGUCCUGUCGCUGGAGAAGAAAGCCGAGGAGCUCACACACAUGAACGUGCAAUUGCAGAACGAGGUGACAAUCUUGCGGAAUGAAGUGGCCCAGCUGAAGCAGCUCCUGCUCGCACACAAGGACUGUCCCGUCACGACCCUGCAAAAGAAAACACACGAAUACAUCACCGACGAGAGCCCGAAGGAAAGCUCCGAAGCCACGGGUUCCCCGGCUCCCGUCAUCCAGCACAGCUCGCACGGCGUCGCCACCAACGGCCUGAGCUCCAGGGCCGCAGCCGAGGCCGUGGCCACCUCCGUCCUCACCCAGAUGGCCAACCAAAGGACAGAGCUGAACUUGCCUCUCCACCCCCACGUCAUCAUGUCCACACAGUCCCAGUCUGCCGGCAGAUGAUGACCAACACUCCCUUCCUUCCUUCCCUCCUCCUCCUCCUCCUCCACCUCCUCCUCCAUCUCCUCGUCCUCAUCCCAGCACAAAACCGCUUCGAAACAAGAGCUUAGCAGGUUUAAGCCCAAUUGCUUGAGGGACUGGGCUGGAGGCUGGUGCCUGUCAGUAUCCCCAGGGCCCUCAUCAUAGGCCCUAGGAGCAAGGUAUGGACCUUCGUAUCUUCUAUAUAUUAUCUCCAAACAAAUUCAAAGCCGAACAUUUCUCAACGUUGUUCCUUACUAACCAACAGGGGCUCCUUUCUGGGUUGAUACAAGACCUGAACUGUGUGGUAUUCAAUGUUGAAAUAGCCUCAGCCACAGACUGUUCCACAGGCCUUAUGGUGCUCAGCUGGGAUAGGGAGUUUGGCUCAGGUUAUAUCUCCUCGUCGUGAGAAGCGAUCGCUUUACUCUGCAGUGAACCCCUGCGAGUUCUGAAUGGGAUAGUGUCGAGGGAGCUUUUCCUCUGUAUGUAACCCACGUGAAGCUGAGCUGGGAGUGCUGGACAGAGACUGUUAGAGGAAGCUUUACUCUGUAUCCAAUGCGUGCUGGGUGUAUUCGGGGUGGGGGCAGCAGAGGGGUGGUCGUUUACCCCCCAGCGGGUCGGCGAGGCUGCAUUCAUGCGGUUGCGUUUUGCAUUUCAAUUGUUCCACUGCAAACCUGUGCUAAACCAAAGAUGUGUGCGGUGCAAAACAAAUAGAGUUCCUUUGCAGUCUGGAGCAUGGUACGUGAGGGCAGCCAGCCUUGUGCCCGUGUCUGUGCCAGCCUGGAUCGGGAGACGCCCUGGUUUGUGUAGCAGGUCCCACGACCGAGUGGGGAAACACACGGGUCCAGACUGGCCCUACAGAUAGUCAGUUACCGAUCUCGUCCACCGCAGUGGUUGGCGAUGCGUUGAGCUCAGUGACGUUUGGUGAGGGAGGGUGGACCUGUGGAUGAAAAGAUCAGAGCGUGCUUGCUCUGAUCGCUGUCGAGAGACCCUCAGCUGGGAGAUGUGUUUGUGUGUGUGUGGAGGGGAGGGGUGGGGGAUGUCCGCUGAGGAUGAAAAUGGGGGUGCGAUGCCCCACAGGUCUUUUCCCCAACUCAUACUCACUGUCCAGAGUCACACAUAAAUCCUGGGUGCUCAGUGAGAGCGUGAGUGCCUUCAGAAGAGGAGAAAGUUACCGGAGGUCUGAGAACCUCCUCAUCAUCUGAAAGAUACAGCCUUUUCCCGUCUACUCCAUAUUACAAUACAAUACAAAGUUACAUUCGUAUAGCGCCUUUCACGUCAGGAGGACAUCCCAAGGCGCUGCAUUUACAGAUUGUUUCGUAAAUGUACUUAACGUAAAAACGGGAUUACGUGGAGUCCUGCAGCACAUUGGUUAGAACGAGA
This is a messenger RNA of Callorhinchus milii (elephant shark), 2880 nucleotides long. RefSeq names its product activating transcription factor 7a (gene atf7a). The record is from RefSeq and is a predicted model, not a curated record. Gene Ontology annotation, molecular function: cAMP response element binding; DNA-binding transcription factor activity, RNA polymerase II-specific. Gene Ontology annotation, biological process: regulation of transcription by RNA polymerase II. Bases 76 to 1482 code for a protein of 468 amino acids. Lineage: Eukaryota; Metazoa; Chordata; Chondrichthyes; Chimaeriformes; Callorhinchidae. The transcript has 12 exons.